Miscanthus lutarioriparius is the source of this 456-nucleotide messenger RNA. The record is from the annotation of a GenBank genome assembly. Lineage: Eukaryota; Viridiplantae; Streptophyta; Magnoliopsida; Poales; Poaceae.
AUGCAGCCUACAGAGUCGAAAGGUUUGAGCAGCAGCAUUUUUAUCUCAAGAUGCAGGGCAGUGUGGAUUCACAUAGGUGAAAUGUCAUGUUCAAGCUACAAGGUGAAACGGAUAAGUGGAUUUGAUCCACCACCAGCUCGAGUUUUUGCUUGGCGUGUCCUGGAGCUGAAAGAGCAAGGAGUCCGUGAAGAUGAUGCGAUGGCUGUAGCAGAUAUGGAGUAUCGGACACAGAAGAAAGCAAAGAAGAAAGCAUACAAGGAACUGAAAGAAAUUGCCCGAAGUGAAGGAAAGAAGCCACCUCCAAAUCCAUACCCAAGUGCCAUAAAAGAAAUACAAGCAGAGGAAAAGAAAUAUGUUAUGGAUCGUUUAUUUAACCCGAAGGUAAUUGAGAUUGCGAACAAGAUGAAAGAGGAGAGAGACAAGUUGCGUCAAGAUAGAGCAGCAGAUGGCCUCUGA